Lodderomyces orthopsilosis Co 90-125 is the source of this 3360-nucleotide messenger RNA. RefSeq names its product Msb1p (gene MSB1). The record is from RefSeq and is a predicted model, not a curated record. NCBI's taxonomy places the organism in Eukaryota, Fungi, Ascomycota, Pichiomycetes, Serinales, Debaryomycetaceae. The transcript has a single exon. The coding region runs from base 1 to 3360 and encodes 1119 amino acids. Gene Ontology annotation, cellular component: cellular bud tip; cellular bud neck.
AUGUUGAAACAUAAAGCUAAAUUUCGUGAUCUUGAGCUACCGAGCUUACCCCUAGAAAGUCGCUCUAAAAGAACUACCGAUUCAGGAAUCAUAUACCAAGACCAAUUCACAAGGAAGAACUUGAAAUCCGUUCUACAUUUAAUAACACAAGAGCUAAAGAAGAGAGGGACCAAGACACCACACAUCUUCUUACCUUUCAGGUCGAAAAUUAAAGAUUUCAAGUUGAAUGAAUUGCUACUACAACUUAUGCCACAAGGAAAAUUGAUUCAAGAUGUUACAAAAUGCAAACAGAUAUGUCUGGCAACAGAUGAGUUUACGCUAAUGUGUUGUCUUAAAUACUUUUGGGCGAGGUUACCAAAUAGUGAAAUUAUCGGAUAUGAAGUAUAUCGUGAGUUUAAAAAGAAAGAGGCGGAGCAAAAUUAUCCCAAGAACGCAUUUUUAACUAUCAUGCCCAAAUGUUUAUCUUCCCCUGCUCAUGCAUCCAUUGUCUACGACUUCCUUGAUUUGAUCUUGAGUAUCACAUCAAAUACUCCAUAUAACAACUUAAGCGGGAGAAAAAUCAGCAAAAUGGCUGGUCUUUGGGCCUUCAAUCCACAAAGAAGCAUCAGUACGUCAAUUUUCUCAGACGAUAGCAUUGAAGCAGAACACGAUUUUGUAGAAGGUAUAAACAACUGGAAAAAGACAACGGAUGCAAUGUUUCACUUGGUGUUGGCGUUCUUGCGAGCAAUGUUACCAGAAAACAAUGCUGAAACAUUAAAAUUGCCAAAGACUCUACAAAGUUUGCUCGUUACGUCCAAGUAUCCUCCGUCAUCCGAAAGGGAAAGCGCACGGAGUAUUAAUAUACCUUGUGUAUGCGUGACUACCACGAAACCCUCGGCCACUGUCUACGAUUUGAUUAGCAAAGUACGACACAGCUUGACAUUUGAUAAAAAAGACAUGUUUUCCAAAGAAAAUUAUACCAUAUUGAGAAAUGUUUUUGAAAAGAAAAGCACCAGUGAAAUUGUUGAUGCGUUUACAGAGGAAUCAAGAAGGAUUAUUGAGCGAAUCACCGAGGAUCCAAUUGACAAUAACUUCAACUUGAAACCAGGUUGGGCUUGUCCGACCAUAAGUGCAAAACUUUCUAAAAAAGAUGUGUCUUUGAUCACACGCGUCAAUAUCAAAGAUGUAUCGAUUCAAGAUUACUUCAUUUGGGCUUGGUUAUCCUCCCUUGCCAGUGACCAACCACCGCUGGUCAAGAAAACAUUUGGUAGAUCUAUUGUUGUUGAGGUGGAAGUUUUAGGUUUUCAAAAAUGGAUAGUUGUCACGGAGAAAACAAUGGAUGAUGAAGCAUAUUCUUUUGAACGUAAGCUUUUGCUGAAGGAGGCCGUGCGUAAGAAGGACGAGAAUACUCCAUUACCUCCGAUCCCUGCGGAGAGUAUCUCUUAUUCGAUUGAGAAAAAGCUGUUACCAUUGCCCCCAGUGCCAACAAACUUAACUCCUGAUAGGGAACAAGGUGCUUAUGACACCUCUCCUGAGCCUGUGUUGCCUCAGGAACUCAUUGACGUUUAUGAACAAUUUGAACAACUGUUUGGUGAGGAGGACUUAAUCUACCCCAACUCUGUAGAUGCAGGAGAAUUGAUGCGUCGAGAACAAAUGUGUGGAUCCAACGAUGCAGAGCCUGACUUGAGUGAUGUUUCCUCGAGGUUUACAAAAGUUACAGUGGGUGACAUGUACGCUUCUAAUAAGAGUGGAACUCCAACUCGAAAAGCGCCACCUGAGCUUAAUGUGGAGUUUUCGCCAAAUCGUCUGGUACCAUCAAAGAGCUCUCUGGUUCCUGCAAUCCCUGGGCUGUUUGAGACUCUGGAUGGACCCGAUCAUCAAGAUGCAGUACAGCAGGCUCCAGUGGAUUCUGGACAAACUCACUUGGGUGCCGAGUCGUCCACUUAUCAAGUGAAAAGUAUGUUGAUUUAUUCCAAUGAAGACGCCAAAGAAAGGAAGAGAAAGAAAAAAGAGAAGAAAUUACAAAAACAGGCAGAAGCUGCCCAGCUUGCGGCCGCCCAAGCUGCUGGAUUUUCAGGCACCAUUUUACCACUCGAUUUACCUCCCCCAGUUAUAGGUUCAUGGGAGUCGUUAGCUCCACCAGGAUUGAGUGAACCGAUAGAUCAGCCUCAAGUACGGCUAACACCAUUACUCCCGAAUAAGGAUGCAUUUUUAGAUAGUGUUGGUUCCCCUGGAAGUAUGGAUAAAAAUAAGUCAUUGCCUGUACUCACUGAUGAACCAAAUGAUAGAGAUCCCCAUGGAACUGUAUCAAAUGAUACGAGUAGCUCGAUUCCAAUGCAUUUAGAGACAGUUCAUGACGAGUAUCACGGAAUCAAGUCGCCUAUGUUGGAUAGACCUAGUGCAUCUCCAGAAGUGUACACGCAAGUCGUCACAGAAGAAGUACCCAUUGGAAAUAAACUGCCAGUCUAUGCUGAAGAGCCUUACUCUCAAAUUGUGUCUCCUCAAAUUGCGUCAUCAAUGCAAGUCCCUCACAACAAAAGAAAUCCUUCAUUUUCAAAACAAACUGCUUCAUCACCAACGGUUGUUCGUCCCCCCCCUCACACACACAAUGGCCAUGACACCCAUACGUUGGUAAGAGAAGCCUAUGAGAUGCAUGAAAAUGAACAUCAUCUGGUACUUAGCACCAUUGGCACACAAAGUGCUCACAGCGACUCAAAUGGUGGUGUAAUGUCUGAUAUGGCACACAUGAACAAUUUAGGUCCUAUGAAGCAUCACAAGCGUAUAUCGCCAGCACCCUCUCUGCAUCUGGCUCGACUGGGGUCUCCUUUGUUGCAAAACCAGAGUAGUGGAAUUAACGGACACUACCCAAGAAAUUAUGAUUCAAGCAGGUCGUCUGGAGGUUCCAAUACGAGUCAGCUGUUAGUACCACAGCCCACUCAGCAAUCAGUUACACAGACAAUACAUCAACCCAUGCAACAACCCAUGCAACAACCCAUGCAACAACCUAUGCAACAACCUAUGCAACAACCAGUGCAACAACCUAUGGGCCAGUUUUAUCCACAACCAGUGCAGCACCCAAUUUACCAACAACCUAUGCGCAGUCAGAUGCUGUCACAAAUGCCACCACAAAUGCCGCAGACGACCUAUGCACAACCAAUAUACCGGUCAUAUCCUCCAGGUGGGUACCAGUCGCAAUUCCAGCCUGCUCCUGGUUGGCGUCACCAACCUCCACCUGGCGGUCCAAGCCAUCAUCUGGCUAAUGGUAUAGCAGCACCUGCUUCGAUGAAUAUGGUUCCUGUAGGAGUAAAGCAUAAUAAAAACAAGGUCGCCAAUAAAGCUAAUUUACGACAUGCUUUGAUCGAUGGUAAUUAUGGGAUCUAG